AUGGCCAUCGCAGGCCGCCAGAAGCCGAGCUCCGACGCGCGGCUCUUCACGCUCUGUCCCUUCUGGAGUUCGCGGAACGGUUUGUUGUCUUCGAACCAUUCAGAAGCGAACGUUCAAAGGUCAUCCAAAACGAUGUCGUCCGUGGCCAGGUCGCUGCUCCCUCCACGCCGGAGACUUCGUCUCGAUCCUUCCAGAUAUCUCUACUUUCCAUAUGAACCGGGGAAGCAGGUGAGGAGCGCGGUUCGGUUGAAAAACACGAGCAAGUCUCACGUUGCUUUCAAGUUUCAAACUACGGCGCCAAAAAGUUGUUACAUGCGGCCUCCGGGUGGAAUUCUCGCUCCUGGGGAAAGUUUGAUUGCUACUGUGUUCAAGUUUGUGGAACAACCUGAGAACAAUGAAAAGUUGUCGGAUCAGAAGUACAAGGUCAAGUUCAAAAUCAUGAGCCUCAAAGUGAAAGAAGGCGUGGACUAUGUACCUGAGCUGUUUGAUGAACAAAAGGAUCUAGUGACAGUGGAACGAAUAUUGAGGGUUGUGUUUAUAGAUCCAGAACGGCAGAGUCCCGAUUUGGAAAAACUGAAAAGACAGUUGGCUGAAGCUGAUGCUGCAGUUGAAGCUCGGAAGAAGCCUCCUGCGGAGGCAGGUCCUCGUGUUGUUGCUGAAGGGCUUGUAAUUGAUGAAUGGAAAGAGAGAAGGGAGAAGUAUCUGGCCCGGCAACAAGUUCAAGCAGUAGAUUCAGUCUAA
Sphenostylis stenocarpa is the source of this 741-nucleotide messenger RNA. The record is from the annotation of a GenBank genome assembly. NCBI's taxonomy places the organism in Eukaryota, Viridiplantae, Streptophyta, Magnoliopsida, Fabales, Fabaceae.